UUCACUUUUCACCUUAUCUGAAUUGAUUAAAAUGACAGUUUUACAUACUGAUUGCAUUCGUUGUAUGAUGAGCUCAGAGUGUACUAGUAUUUUUCAUAUUUAUCAUGAUGACAGUUAAAUAAAAAGCAUUAACCUUUCUCAAAUAUUAAUGUUCAUAUAUAAUCCUCAUUGGAGAAUAUAAUAGCUGCAAUGAGUAUACAAAUGAAAGAAACACUUCAUGAUGAUGAAUAUUAUUUACAACUUACCAAUAACCCAAUUAGAUUUGAAGCAGUUAGCCAGUUGACCAAUGUUUUCUUUGAUGAUUCUAACAGACAGGUGUUUGCCAUACGAUCUGGAGGUGUUACAGGAGUAGUUGUCAAAGGGCCUGAUGAAGAUGAAAACAUCAGCUUCAGGAUGGAGGAUAAGGGUCCUGUUAUCUCCAUAAAAUUCUCACCUGAUAGAAAAAUCUUAGCUGUGCAACGAACAAAUACAACUGUUGAAUUUAUGAAUUUUGUUAAUUCAACACUUGAUCCACUUGAGUAUUCAUUGAAUUGUAAAGCAAAAUCCAUAAUUGUAGGAUUUAUAUGGAUUUGCCAUAAUGAAAUUGCUGUUAUAACUGAUCAAGGCAUUGAGUUGCAUAUUAUUACUCCAGAAAAACAUUCGCUUAAACUUAUUAAAACAUUGGCUACAUCUGUGCAAUGGUUCACUUGGUGCUCAUCGAAAGGAAUCGCAUUGUUGGCUAGCAGUCCAGGAUUAUUUCUUCAACCGGUGCAAUUUAAACCUGGGACUAUGACUAAAUUACCAAGACUUGAAAUGGAACCUGGUCGAAGUGUAAUGGAAAGAGAUGUAACAUUGGCUCAACUAUAUGGCUCUGUUUAUGCACUAAUCUUACGUCAUAAUCCAGAAAAGUCUGCAGAAGUACAAAUAUAUACUUUAGACUCACCAUCUCCAAGAAAGAGAUAUGUAUUGCAGUUAGGACUGUCUGGUCGUUUUGCUGUAAAUGUAGUUGAUGAUUUGAUUGUUGUGCAUCAUCAGGCUUCCAAAACAUCUCUGCUUUUUGACAUAUAUUUACAUGGUGAAUCAACAAAUAGUGGAGUCACUUAUCAUUUGCCACUGGCUCCUGCUCGUUCUAUUAAACCAUGUCUAUUGAAGCAUAAUAGUCUGGAAUCACCAACAAUUAAUUGCGACUUGUAUUCAGCAACAUGGGUUGUAUUUCAGCCAGAUGUUGUAAUUGAUGCGAGAUUAGGAUGCUUUUGGUGCAUAUCAUUAAAUUUAUCAGCUUUGUGCAAACUGGUUGUUGACAGAGUUAUAUUAUGUGAAAUACUAUUGAAUCGGACUAAUGGCAAAUCAUGGCUCGUUAAAAUGUUAAAGCAGUUGUUAAAUGAAACAGAUGCUAGUACUUUAUUGCCUACAAUAAGUGAAGUCUUCACGACAUUGAACAAAGUGUAUAAAGGGUGGUUAGAUUCUGAAUUACAAUCACAAACUGCCACUGUGGCUUCUGUGAAGCCGAUACCGAUGAAACAUGCAAUGCCCAGAGUAAUGCUUGCGCAACAUGAUAUGUACAGUCAUGUUUUGCAAGGCUUACAAGAUGCACCUCAUAUUGGUUGGGUGUUGAUUUGUUAUCUCAAAAGUCUGACGGAACAUUCAAUUCCCGCAGGUCAUGCUUUAACCGAAUUACUCAUUACAACAUUAAUGAGGAAAGAAAAAUUUAGCACACUACAACAAUUGCUGCAAUAUGGAGUAUUAGCAGAUAGCAAACCUUUGGCUUGUAUGCUUGUUUCAUUAUCUCACUUGUAUCCCGCAGCAAGGCAAAUAGCCAAAGAUAUGUUGGCUAGAUUAAAUGCACAUGAGGAAUUAUUAGAAGUAUUAUUUAGUGAAGGUGAAGUUUUAGAAGCCUUAAGAUUAGCACGAAAUGUUCAAGGAACAGACUCAAUAUCAGCUCGUAAAUUUCUUCAAAGUGCUCAAAAUACUGGAGAUGCCCUAGUUUUUUAUGCAGUUUAUGAUUUUUUUGUACAGCGAAAUAUAAAACUGACUGGAUCUUCAGCAUUUUCUAAAAGUGAUCAUUGUGAUACAUUCGUUAAACAUUAUAAUACAUUAUUUCCUACACAAUAAUAUUUUUAUAAAAUAACU
Molecule: messenger RNA, 2109 nt
Organism: Ctenocephalides felis (cat flea)
Lineage: Eukaryota; Metazoa; Arthropoda; Insecta; Siphonaptera; Pulicidae
Product: regulator of MON1-CCZ1 complex-like
Exons: 11
Coding region: 190-2091 (633 amino acids)
Biological process (GO): regulation of autophagy
Cellular component (GO): late endosome membrane; lysosomal membrane; Mon1-Ccz1 complex
Source: RefSeq, a predicted model, not a curated record